Messenger RNA from Oikopleura dioica, 339 nucleotides. Lineage: Eukaryota; Metazoa; Chordata; Appendicularia; Copelata; Oikopleuridae. The record is from the annotation of a GenBank genome assembly.
AUGCAAAAUGAAGCAAACGAUCGCCACAUGGCUUGCGCAUCUGAUUGCCACUGCCAGGAGCAGUGCGAAAGCCGGUACAUAAAUGAACAAUUAAAAUGUGAGCAUAUUCACGAUGAAAAUCUGAUUCCUCUUUGCUAUGAAAACGCAUGGGAGCUCUUUGAAAACUGUAUGCUUGGCAACUGCGAUAUAAAAGUCACAACGACAGCUGCACCAUCUUCCACGCGUACGACCACGACAAUGGUUUCAUCGACAACUACAGUUACACCUUUUACUUCAACUUCGACGGAUCAGCCUGAGGGUUCUUCAGAUUUCGAUUAUUACGAACCUCUUUUUGGAUAA